AUGGUAUGCAAAAAAUUCGAAGGAAAGGCUAGAUUUGCUGGCGAUGAUGCCCCAAGGGCAGUGUUUCCCAGUAUUGUUGGCAGUCCUCAUCAUACUGGUGUUAUGGUUGGGAUGGGUCAGAAGGAUGCUUAUGUAGGUGAUGAAGCCCAGUCUAAAAGAGGUAUCCUCACUUUGAAGUACCCAAUAGAACAUGGUAUUGUUAGCAACUGGGAUGAUAUGGAGAAAAUUUGGCAUCAUACCUUCUACAAUAAGCUCCAUGUUGCCCCUAAAGAACACCCAGUACUUCUUACUGAGGCACCACUCAACCCAAAGGCCAAUAGGGAGAAGAUGACCUAA
Molecule: messenger RNA, 336 nt
Organism: Ziziphus jujuba (common jujube)
Lineage: Eukaryota; Viridiplantae; Streptophyta; Magnoliopsida; Rosales; Rhamnaceae
Product: actin-85C-like
Exons: 2
Coding region: 1-336 (111 amino acids)
Source: RefSeq, a predicted model, not a curated record